AUGUACGAGGACUCGUGGUACAACUUUGUGCCCGAGGUAAACAAACCGCAGGCGAGCGCUGCACCGACGGGCCAUCGCCGCAAGGAGUCCACGCUGCUCCAACAGCCAAACGGCAUUACUGGCGACAAUGCAGCAUCUCAGAAACCUCUAGCGAUUGUAGAUGACGCGGAAGAAGACAAUGGACCUCCUGAACCGACAGUACCGCGCCGUGCGGCCUCAUAUUCCGACCUGAAACGAAGCGAGCCGAAACAAGCAGUUUCCAAGAAGACGACGCGACAAGAUAGAGCUUGGGAAGCAUUAUUGAUCCGUCAUGACUCAACUUAUAUUGAUGACUUGUCGAAUGAUAUAUCGAUCUUGGAUACGUUUGAUGACGAGCUGCUUGAAGCAAGUCAAGAUAGCUACCUACUAUACCACGAUCAGCUCUUACUCACCGAACGACACCUCGAUGGCCUCAUCGAUGAUGCCAAUAUCACUCUUGAGCUGCUAACAAAGCUUUCGCUCUCAUUCCAGUCCGUCGACGACCAGACCUCCACCUUCCAGGCGCAGUGUGAAGAGCUUCUGACGGAGCAGCACCGACUAGAGAAGCUCUCUGGCGAAGUGGAAAAUGACCUCCGAUACUACGCAUACCUUGAAACAGCUUCGAGACGGCUCAAUGCGCCUGGUGCUAGCCGUCUUGUAGAUGAUUCGUCAUUCGCAGAUAUGAUGGAAGAGAUUGAUUCUUGCAUCUCGUUUAUGACGUUUCACGAAAAUUACCGCGAACGAGACUCUUAUCUAGCCCGCUACAACGCAUUGCUAGCCAAGGCUCUUCAUCUUCUCGAUGUCGGCUUCACGUCACAGCUUGAAAAGGUCUCCAGCGAUAUAUCUCGACAGAUUUCGUCCAGUAAAACACAGUCGACAUGGCAUGCCCUUGCAUACGGCCGAUUUGAAGAGAUGAUGAUGGAUUCAUACUCUCUUGUUCCAAACAUUCAACGAAUUAUUGAAACUUCAUAUGAUCAGUACGGCACACGAGCAACGGGAGCAGUCGACACCGCACUCUAUGUCAACACUGCUAACAAUCUGAUGCGCACAUAUCUGACAACGCGAGAUCGAGAUUUGAAGCAAUUAACGCAGCACGAUAUUAGCGAAUAUCAGAAAGAGGCCAAGGAACUCUCUGUGGAGACUGCUUCUCGAAAUUUCAUCAAGCAGGUCUUUGAGCGGGUGCAAAACGAAGGCGCUCUGUUUAACAAGGUUUUCAACAUGAAUCUGGUUUGGAACACGGCACCUGAAUCUGCCUUUCAGGUGGCAAAGGAUAUUCAGACUACCAUGGCUCACCCAGCCAACAUGACACCGCUAGCAACGCAGCUACAAGCAGUCUUACAACCGGCUGAGCUCAAGUCCCUAUGCAAUGUCGUGGGUUGGAUUGCUGGUGAAUAUUCUAUUCUCGAAGCGGACGAGGACGAGACAGAAUUGGCCAAGAAGCUGCGAGAAUACGCAGCGCGACUACUAGUCGACCAUCUCUGGCCAUUUACAGAUACCGCAUUCGAAACGGAAGUGACCAAGGCCAUCACUAAGGCAGCUAUGGACGACUCGUCGCUAAAGAUUGGACCAGUUGUUGACGGUAUCGCUUGGUCCAAUGCCUAUCCAGUAACAAAAAAGGCAAUUGAGCUGCUCUCCAUGUUCGAUCAAGCAAUGCCAAAAGAGAGAUCUACUAAGAACAGCCCUGUCAUCUUCAAAAUUGUUCGCGAAACGAUCCAGGUCCUUCAGCGCGCAGAAGCCCGAAUUCGCAGUCUCAAGCUAGCCACUGAUGCAGAUCUGUUUACCGUCAAAAAUCUCUUGAUCUUAAAGAAUGAGUUGGUUUCGCUUGAAAUUGGCGACAUCCGCUCCAACAAGCCCGCGAGCAUGCAACACUUUACGCAAAUAUGGGAGACUCUCAGCCCGCAAAACCUGGCCGGCUUCAUUGGCAGCAUGCUGCCUUCACGUCUCUGGGGUGGCACAACCGGUGUGACUGCACAGACGCUGACGGUGGAAGAUAUGAGUGAGCAGCUGGACGAACUGUUGCGGCAGUCCAUCUACGCCUUUACCAAGCGAUGGGGUGCAUUGGUCAGCGAAACGCGCAGUGGCAAGGGCAAGGGCAAGCAGGAAUCCGACGUGGAAGGCGAUCUAGACGACCUGCUAAGGACAGCCUUUAGCGGUCAACCGGAGGUGAUGGCGAAGCUGAAGGAAGCGAUUGAGAUGAAUGCUGCUGCACAGAGCGAAAGCAAGAUCACCAAAAAGUAG
This is a messenger RNA of [Torrubiella] hemipterigena, 2256 nucleotides long. The record is from the annotation of a GenBank genome assembly. Lineage: Eukaryota; Fungi; Ascomycota; Sordariomycetes; Hypocreales; Clavicipitaceae.